This is a messenger RNA of Trypanosoma cruzi, 1909 nucleotides long. Its product is annotated as dispersed gene family protein 1 (DGF-1), putative. The annotation marks the transcript as partial. The transcript has a single exon. The record is from RefSeq and is a predicted model, not a curated record. NCBI's taxonomy places the organism in Eukaryota, Euglenozoa, Kinetoplastea, Trypanosomatida, Trypanosomatidae.
GUACGGGCGCGACUGCCUGCCGAUGCACCUGCCGCACGUGGACGGGUGCAACCGCACGCACGGCAUGCCGCUGCUGAGCCACACGGCGACGCGCAGCCUGACGCCAACGGGGACGCCGAGUCUGAGCACGACGCACUACAGUCCGACGCAGUACAGUUCGACGGAGAGUUUGCAGGUGACGGAGACGGUGGCGCCGCCGCCCACGCGGACCCCGACGGCAUCGGUGAGCAGCACGCUGUGGUGGAGCGACGUGGCGUGCCCGACGCUCGCCGUGACGACGACGGCGGCUGGUGGGAAACUGACGCAGAACGACAUUCGCGGCGGUGGGAGCGCCGUCCCGACAUGGCUAAUGGUGGCGCUGCCGCCACCGUUUCGUUGGGCACGCGACCCGCGGCUCGGCACGCACCUGAGCUUUGUGCCGGUGUCCACGGCGCAGCCGAGCGGGUUUGGUGGUCCGUGGGGAGCGAUGCUGAGCAACGCGACGUGGGAGCGCAACGCGACGAAUCCGUCCACCGUCCUGGAGCUGGCUGUGCCCGUGCACCGCGGUUACUUCAUUGCUGUCGACGAGACGAUAGUCAUUCGCUGCGACGCUGCGGCGGUGUUCGGCGGCUGCAAGGGUGUGCUGCUUGGGUCCUUCACGAUCAGGUUGAACACGCUGCCCGCCGCUGCCAGCGCCCUCUCGGCGAUCACCGGCGUUGUUGCGGGUGCGGCGGCUGUUGCCGUGGUGGUGACCGGCGGGCUGGGUUCCAUUCUGGAGAUGCAGGCGCUCGGCGUGUUCGCGAGGAUGCCGUGCGCCUCGGCGCGGGAGCGUGCGAGCACCGUUGCGCUGCCGUACUUCCUGUCGGUGUUCGCUGCCCUUGACCCGCUGUGGAUGGUGGUGGGCAACGCGCUGCUCGCCGCAGUGUUCGGGUGCGUGCACUGCGGUGUGACGGCGGCCUUUCAGCGGUGGCGCGGCGUAGACGCGGCGAGUGCGUGGGCGGCGAUGCGCUUCCCGAGCCUGACGUACGUCGUGGCGCACGCGAUGCACCUCGGCAUCUUCUUCGGCUCCGUGUUUGCACUGGCGAUGCCCGGCGCCCGCGUGCAGCACUACGUGAUUGGUGCCGUUGGCGUGCUGUACGGAGUGGCGUUCCCUGCUGGUGUGUGCUACAUGAUUGCCCGCUACACGGGCGCGAGCUUCACGAGGUACUGGCAGUUUUCGAGGAAGCCGCUGCCCGAGCGCCUGCUGUACCCCGUCGGGUAUUGGCACCCCGCGGCGCAGCAGCGGAUGUACGGCGGCAUGCUGACGAACAUGAGGGGCAGCCGCGUGUACUGGUGCGUGUUUCAGCUGUCGGUGCUGUGCGUGGUGUGCCUGAUUGCGGCUGUGCACCCGUCCGUGGGAGGCUGCCACGUCCAGUACUUCUGCAUGGCGGCUGUGCUGCUUGCGGGUGCGGGCGUGGUUGCCUUCACGAACAUGAUGCGCUCGGCCUUCCUGACGGUGAUGCGCACGGCGAGCUUUGUGCUGCUUGCGGCGCUGUGCGUGGUCAGCGCGGCCAACCAUCUUGCGCCGAGCGACGGCGGUGCGAGGGCGUACGCGGCGAUCGUGCUGCUGCUGAUCGCUGUUCUGCUUGCGGCCACUGUGUACAGUGUCGUUGUGUGGCACGCGGAGGACUGUCACUGGCAGGAGCUGCGCGAGCCGCGGCGUGGUGUGCUGGAGGCGCUGCUGCGCGAUGACGAGGAGAACGACGAAGAGACGCAGAAGCUGCACGACAUGACGUCACAGUCGUACGCCUCAGGCACUACCGCUGCGUCGUCGUACCGACCACCCGCACCGCCGUUGCAGUCUGUGACCGGUGACACCCGCUCAGACUCCCUGAGCCUGUUCGACGGUGCAUCCAGUGCGAGCCGUAUGAUCGAUUACGCCGCUCUGUGA